AUGGGCCAAAGUUCCGUACGAUGCUGGAUCGGAGUUACGAUCGCCAUGCUUGUUGGAGUGCAUUUUGUGGAAGGACGAACUCAUCACCAUCAUCAUCUUAAUCUUGAGGAGCCGCUCCGAUAUAGUUACGGAAUAUAUACACCGAUGGGCUGGACCGUGUCCCUUUAUAUUUGGUACAUGGUCAAACUAGGGCUUAUUCUGGGAGUUCUUUUGGUGCUGCUAUUUGCCAAGAAGUGGGGCAACGGUCGUGAAGCGAUCGCUGUGGAAGGUGGUCCACAGUACUAUCAUCAUCGAUCGCUAGACAGCAACGAGUACAGUUUAUUGAAAGUUGCCAGCAGAAGGGAAGCAACUCUUUUCUGGAAGGAUCGAAUUGAGGCUAUUCGUGAGAAAAUUAAACGUUAG
Anopheles bellator is the source of this 402-nucleotide messenger RNA. RefSeq lists its product as uncharacterized. The record is from RefSeq and is a predicted model, not a curated record. The coding region runs from base 1 to 402 and encodes 133 amino acids. The transcript is spliced from 3 exons. NCBI's taxonomy places the organism in Eukaryota, Metazoa, Arthropoda, Insecta, Diptera, Culicidae.